AUGAAGCUGGUCUUGCUGAUCCUUAGGUUACUGUGCCUCGCCUGCCUCUGGCCUGUCACCCUGCUCAACAAUCGCUACCCUGACCGCAAGAAGAAUAAAGAUGUUUACUUGGGCGAGCAUGCCAAACACAAAUUCAGAGGACGGAUUGACAACAAAUUAAAGAAAAAGGACAGCACAAAGUCCCUCCUCAUCAAAACUGAACAGCUACUAAGGAUUGAAGAGCAUGACUUUGCCAUGAGGCCUGGGUUUGGAGGGUCUGCCAUCCCUGUGGGCAUUGAUGUACAAGUGGAGAGCAUAGACAGCAUCUCUGAAGUAAACAUGGACUUCACGAUGACCCUAUACCUGAGGCAUUAUUGGAAGGAUGAACGGUUGGCUUUUCCCUCCAGUAACAAUCUCAGCCGAACAUUUGAUGGCCGGCUUGUAAAGAAGAUCUGGAAGCCAGAUGUGUUCUUUGUCCAUUCCAAACGCUCCUUCAUCCAUGACACAACUAUGGAGAACAUCAUGCUGAGGGUUUACCCAGAUGGCAACAUCCUCUACAGUAUCAGGAUAACAGUAACUUCUCUGUGCUCAAUGGACUUCAGUAGAUUCCCUCUGGACACACAGAACUGUUCGCUGGAACUGGAGAGCUAUGCAUAUAAUGAGAACGAUCUCAUGUUGUACUGGAAAAAUGGCAACGACUCUUUAAGAACAGAUGAGAUCGCACUCUCACAGUUUUUCAUUGAGAAGUUCCAACCCUCCCAUGGUCUUGCCUUGUACAGCAGUACAGGCUGGUACAACAGGCUGUACAUCAACUUCAUCCUCAGAAGACACAUAUUCUUCUUCAUGCUGCAAACAUAUUUUCCAACAAUGUUAAUGGUGGUGCUAUCCUGGGUGGCUUUUUGGAUUGACAGGCGGGCGGUACCAGCCCGUGUCUCGCUUGGCAUGACUACAGUGCUGACAAUGUCCACCAUAAUUACGGGAGUGUCAGCGUCCAUGCCUCAGGUUUCUUAUGUUAAAGCAGUGGACAUCUACUUGUGGACCAGCUUUCUUUUCGUGUUUCUUACUGUCAUCGAGUACGCAGCCGUCAACUACUUCACCACCAAGGAGGAGAUGAAGAAACUCAAGCAAUUAAAGCUCUCAGAAUAUGACGCCUCUCAAGCAAUGGCCUUUGAUGGCUGUUUCCACGAUACAGAAAUAGAGCUCAGCUCAUUUCCUCCACUGUCCAAUAUAAAAACUGACCCAUGCAUGUCCUCCCUGAACUCUACAUUGCCCGACCUCCCUGCCAUGAUGGGCACACGCCUCCGUCGCCGACGUUCUAUCCGCCAAAGUGUAAACCAUAUUAUAACCAAUAGUUACAAAAUAGACUCCUACUCCAGAAUAUUUUUUCCUUUGGCGUACUUUCUCUUCAAUACCAUCUACUGGAGCAUCUACUCAUGA
Molecule: messenger RNA, 1416 nt
Organism: Xyrauchen texanus (razorback sucker)
Lineage: Eukaryota; Metazoa; Chordata; Actinopteri; Cypriniformes; Catostomidae
Product: gamma-aminobutyric acid receptor subunit rho-3-like
Exons: 9
Coding region: 1-1416 (471 amino acids)
Biological process (GO): signal transduction; monoatomic ion transmembrane transport; nervous system process
Cellular component (GO): membrane; neuron projection; synapse
Molecular function (GO): extracellular ligand-gated monoatomic ion channel activity; neurotransmitter receptor activity; GABA-A receptor activity
Source: RefSeq, a predicted model, not a curated record